This is a messenger RNA of Protobothrops mucrosquamatus (brown spotted pit viper), 800 nucleotides long. RefSeq names its product sterile alpha motif domain-containing protein 12. The coding region runs from base 48 to 419 and encodes 123 amino acids. The transcript is spliced from 3 exons. Gene Ontology annotation, biological process: cell surface receptor protein tyrosine kinase signaling pathway. Gene Ontology annotation, cellular component: cytoplasmic side of plasma membrane. Gene Ontology annotation, molecular function: protein binding. The record is from RefSeq and is a predicted model, not a curated record. NCBI's taxonomy places the organism in Eukaryota, Metazoa, Chordata, Lepidosauria, Squamata, Viperidae.
UAUUGUCCACCUGCUUCACGACCUUGUGCGCUUGUCUCCUUCAGCUCAUGAUCCCGAUGGAGAGCAACGCUAAGAGGGGAUUGGGAGACUUGAACGUCAUGGAGGAAUCACAGGCAGAGCCUGCAGGCUUAGAGAAGGGUUCAAAGGAUGAGGAAGCAAGACGCCCGGUGGCACAGUGGACAGCAGCCGAAGUGUGUGCCUGGCUAAGAGGAAAAACCUUGGGAACUCCAGGCAGUCCACUGCUGGAGGCAGCCAAUAGCCAUGCCAUCUCUGGCAAGGCUCUCUUGCGCCUCUCCGAGGAAACCCUGGAGCGCAUGGGGAUCAUGCCGAAGAGCCUGCGGGAGGAGCUGUUGCAGGAGAUCCUCCUGCUGCGCAUUCAGCAAGAAAUGGAAGAUUUGCUGGGCAUUUCAGAUGAAUAAUCCAGGAAGUCCAGCAGUUUAAAAUUACAACCGUCUGAAAAUCAGCCAUCUUGAAGCAUCCUUUAGAAUUAGUUAUUGGUGUCAGCUGUGCCUCCAGUUGGAUUGCGGGUUCAUGAAUUGGAGAAUGAAAAUCAGUCAUUUGAGACUCGGACUCAAUUCUUCAUGUCCAGUGCAAGUUCUUUUGUAGAAAAGUAUGGACUUCGAAAAGGAGGCUGUUCUGUUAUUAUUACCCCACAUGGAAAGACCUGCUGAUAGCUGUUGAAAAUGUACUUCAACACUGGGCUAUUCUGCAACAGUGAAGGGGGGAAUUAAAUCUUUGGAGAGCAUUCAAGGUUUCCAAGUCAUCUUAAGAAUAAACCUAUUCACAUCAUAUAAUAUCAG